AUGGCGACUAUUCUAGUGCUUUUUCUUCUAAUAUUUAUUAGCAAAACAAUCUUUGCUGAUCUAUAUCCAAUCGUUUUAUUCAAUGAUGAUACAAAUAUUCUACAAAAGAAUACUUGCUACAUGGCAAAUGUAGAAAAUACAAAUAAUCAUUGGUGUGAAUUAGUUACACCAGGAUUUAUCUUACCAACGAAUAGAAUAUGCGUGUCAAGAAAUAAAAGUUUACCAAAUCUUGAUGAUCGAACAAUAGUUAGCGACUGGAUUGAUGAAAUAAUAACUACAACUAAUUGCUCGUAUUUUCUUUCAUCAUCAAUGACAACAUCUCAAAAACGUAUUUUAACAAUUAUUGAAUUAAUUUUAUUAGUUAUUCUUUUUUUACCAUUUCUUAUUGAGUUAUGUUUAACUAUGAUUCAAUAUUUUAUUUAUUAA
Molecule: messenger RNA, 426 nt
Organism: Rotaria socialis
Lineage: Eukaryota; Metazoa; Rotifera; Eurotatoria; Philodinida; Philodinidae
Source: the annotation of a GenBank genome assembly